AUGAGUAAGCUAUUCGAACGCCUGGCAGUGGCUCCUUUGGACCAGCCAGUCACAUCCUUGGAUGCCUGCGCCUACUUCUAUCGCUUUGCCACCUUUCUUGGAUGGAUGCCGCCCACGGAGAAGGGUUGGCUUAGGUGGGCAUAUGCCUUGUGGACAGGAACCACCAUGCUGAUGGGUGUGGUCUAUCUGCCUCUUGGGUUGUCUCUCACCUAUGUGGUGCACUUUGAUAGAUUCACGCCCAUGGAAUUCCUCACCUCGCUGCAGGUGGACCUCAACUGUGUGGGGAAUGUGAUCAAGACGUGCGUGACCUAUUCUCAGAUGUGGCGGAUGCGGCGGAUGAACGAGCUGAUAGCUCCAUUGGACGAGAGAUGCCGCACGCCCAGCCAGCGUUUGAUACUCCACCAAAUGGUGGCUCGGGUGAAUCGCAUUAUAAUAUUCUUCAUGUACAUGUACUUUGCCUUUAGUAUCCUGACUCUCUUUACGAGCAUUGCGGCUGGGAAGGCUCCUUGGCAAUUGUAUAAUCCUUUUGUGGACUGGAUGGAUGGCACCUGGCAGCUGUGGGUUGCCUCGAUCCUAGAGUUCUUUGUGGUUGGCACUGGGGAAUCACAGGAGUUGAUGGCAGACACGUUUCCUAUAGUAUUUAUAUCCUUAUUUCGUGGACAUUUGGCUAUACUCAAGGAUCGCAUAGAGAAUUUGCGGAAGGAUGAGGAGCUCAGUGAGGAGGAGCAUUACGAGGAGCUGGUGGCCUGCAUUCAGGAUCAUCGUACUAUUAUAGAAUGCUCCAACAUCAUCCGUCCCAUGUUAUCCUACACCAUCUUUGCCCAGUUCAUGCUGGUUGGCAUUGUCCUUGGCCUGGCCGGCUUUAAUAUCCUGUUUUUCCCCAACACCAUUUGGAUGAUCCUUUCGAAUAUUGCCUUCAUUCUGGCCAUAUGCACGGAGACCUUUCCCUGCUGCCUGCUCUGUGAAUUUCUCAUCGAGGAUUGCACCAAACUCUCGGAUGCAUUGUUCCAUUCCAACUGGCUGACUGCCACUAAGCGUUAUAAAUCGGCGGUUAUAUAUUUUUUGCAACGAACUCAGCAGGUCAUUGAGUUCAAGGCCGGCUCUAUUUUUCCCAUUUCCGUGCAGAGCAACAUAGCGGUGGCCAAGUUUGCUUUCACCAUUAUUACAAUUGUCAAUCAAAUGAAUCUCGGGGAGAAGUUUAAGACAAAUAGGGAGCUGGGAGGAGAGAUAGAGCCGUGA
Drosophila kikkawai is the source of this 1239-nucleotide messenger RNA. It is a transcript of the gene Or59c, whose product is annotated as Odorant receptor 59c. The record is from RefSeq and is a predicted model, not a curated record. Gene Ontology annotation, cellular component: plasma membrane. NCBI's taxonomy places the organism in Eukaryota, Metazoa, Arthropoda, Insecta, Diptera, Drosophilidae. Gene Ontology annotation, biological process: detection of chemical stimulus involved in sensory perception of smell; sensory perception of smell. Gene Ontology annotation, molecular function: odorant binding; olfactory receptor activity.